AUGGAUGUGAGGUUCUACCCCGCGGCGGCCGGGGACCCCGCCGGCCUGGACUUCGCGCAGUGCCUGGGGUACUACGGCUACAGCAAGUUUGGUGGCAACAGCAACUACAUGAACAUGGCUGAAGCUAACAACACGUUCUUUGCAGCCAGUGAGCAGACAUUCCAUACGCCAAGCCUUGGGGACGAGGAGUUUGAAAUCCCUCCCAUCACGCCUCCUCCGGAGUCAGACCCCACCCUGGGCAUGCCUGAUGUUCUGCUACCCUUUCAAGGCCUCAGCGACCCAUUGCCUUCCCAGGGAAGUGAAUUCACACCCCAGUUUCCACCUCAAAGCCUGGAUCUUCCUUCCAUUACAAUCUCAAGAAAUCUCGUGGAACAAGAUGGUGUGCUUCAUAGCAGUGGGUUGCAUAUGGACCAGAGCCACGCACAAGUGUCACAAUAUCGUCAGGAUCCCUCCCUGAUCAUGAGGUCGAUUGUCCACAUGACCGAUGCUGCUCGUUCUGGGAUCAUGCCUCCUGCCCAGCUCACCACCAUCAACCAAUCUCAGCUCAGUGCCCAGUUGGGCUUAAAUUUGGGAGGUGCCAGUAUGCCCCACACAUCGCCUUCACCUCCGGCAAGCAAAUCAGCAACUCCUUCCCCUUCCAGCUCCAUCAAUGAAGAGGAUGCCGACGAAUCCAACAGAGCCAUUGGAGAGAAAAGAGCUGCUCCAGAUUCUGGCAAGAAGCCCAAGACUCCAAAGAAAAAGAAAAAGAAAGAUCCCAACGAGCCCCAGAAGCCAGUGUCAGCAUAUGCCCUAUUUUUCAGAGACACACAGGCUGCAAUUAAAGGGCAGAACCCCAAUGCAACCUUUGGAGAGGUCUCCAAGAUCGUAGCAUCUAUGUGGGACAGCCUUGGAGAAGAACAAAAGCAGGUAUAUAAAAGGAAAACAGAAGCUGCCAAAAAAGAGUACCUGAAGGCCCUGGCGGCAUACAGGGCGAGCCUGGUUUCCAAGGCUGCCGCUGAGUCAGCAGAAGCCCAGACCAUCCGCUCUGUUCAGCAGACCCUGGCGUCGACCAGUCUGACAUCCUCCCUCCUUCUCAACACGCCGCUGUCUCAGCACGGGGCAGUGUCCACCUCACCUCAGACUCUGCAGCCGUCGCUCCCCAGGUCGAUCGCUCCCAAGCCCUUAACCAUGAGACUCCCCAUGAACCAGAUUGUCACCUCAGUCACCAUCGCAGCCAACAUGCCGUCGAACAUUGGCGCCCCGCUGCUGAGCUCCGCGGGGGCAGCCGUGGUCGGCUCGGCGGCCUCCGCCCAAGCGAGCCCUUCAGUGCAGAGCCAGCAGCAGCAGCAGCUCCAGCAGCAGAUGCAGCAGAUGCAGCAGCAGCACCUCCAGCAGCAGCAGCUGCACCAGCAGAUCCAGCAGCAGAUGCAGCAGCAGCAUUUCCAGCAGCACCUGCAGCAGCAGCAGCACCUCCAGCAGCAGAUCAGCCAGCAGCACUUGCUCCUGCAGCAGCUGCAGCACUUGCAGCAGCAGUCACAGCCGUCGCCGCGGCAGCACUCCCCCGUCGCCCCCCAGAUCGCCUCCCCCGUCGCCCCCCAGAUCGCCUCCCCCGUGCCCGUGCCCGUGCCCGUGCCCGUGCCCGUGCCCGCCUCUCAGCAGCACCAGUCGCCCAUACAGGCUCAGACACAGACUCAAGUGUUACCGCAGGUCAGUAUCUUCUGA
Messenger RNA from Loxodonta africana (African savanna elephant), 1701 nucleotides. RefSeq names its product TOX high mobility group box family member 3 (gene TOX3). The record is from RefSeq and is a predicted model, not a curated record. Gene Ontology annotation, molecular function: chromatin DNA binding. Gene Ontology annotation, biological process: regulation of transcription by RNA polymerase II. The transcript has 7 exons. Lineage: Eukaryota; Metazoa; Chordata; Mammalia; Proboscidea; Elephantidae. Bases 1 to 1701 code for a protein of 566 amino acids. Gene Ontology annotation, cellular component: nucleus.